Messenger RNA from Fopius arisanus, 2855 nucleotides. RefSeq names its product mediator complex subunit 16 (gene MED16). Gene Ontology annotation, molecular function: protein binding. NCBI's taxonomy places the organism in Eukaryota, Metazoa, Arthropoda, Insecta, Hymenoptera, Braconidae. Gene Ontology annotation, biological process: positive regulation of DNA-templated transcription. Gene Ontology annotation, cellular component: mediator complex. Bases 405 to 2840 code for a protein of 811 amino acids. The transcript is spliced from 3 exons. The record is from RefSeq and is a predicted model, not a curated record.
UUGCACAUUACAUUGAAUGCAUCGAAUGUAAAUACUGAUGUUGUAGUUAAUGCAAAAUGGCAGGUAGUGGUUAAUGCAAAAUGUCAAAGUGCCAACAUUCCAGGAGAAGUGAAUAAGACUGUGUCCUAAUCAUUAAAGAAGUUGAGAACUCAAUAGAACAAUUAAAGUUUGUGUUCUUAACCUAAAACCUAGUGUUUACAGUGGUUUGUUUAUUUGUUUAUAACAAAAGGAGUGAAGAGAAUCGGGGACAAGUGCAUUUUUAUGGUAUCAACUGAUAAAUUGUCUUCGAUACCAUCGCGGAUUGACUCCCUGUCAUUCGUGUCUGGUGCCAGACCCUCCGGGGAUAAUCAACUAUCGGAUAUUUGAUCUAGUUAGAAUUAUUUAUGUUAUUAUAAACGGAAGAGAUGGACCUUCUGUACACGAUCAACAGGAAGUCUUCGUCGAGGUUCUUCCCCUCGAAUGAAACAUUGCUGGAGGGUUACUGUCUAUGUUCCCUUUCCUCGAGAAAUAUCGCAGCUUUCACAACGACAGUUCUCUUCGAUGAUCCUGUUGGGAAAACCUGGGGCUCUCACGUCUACGUCUGCGACCUGAACAUGCCCUGGCAUCCCCACAGGGUCACGUCGAACCGAUCUUCUCCAAUAACAGCCCUGGAAUGGGAUCUACCUGGUGACAGACUGGUUGUUGCAGAUCGUUCAGGGACUGUUCAACUCUGGAUGUUCAAGGAGCACAUCCUCAAUGACUGGACUCUCCUGGGAUCCACGACUUUCCCUGGUGAGCACAUCCUGGGUGCUGCGUGGUUUCACAAUGGAAAGAAGACUGCCCUAGUCACUGACAAAAAGGACAGCAUUCAUUACUCCGAUAAAUUCACUAAUCUGCUGUUUGCACCAUCUGUCAGACAAUUCGGGGGAACAGCUGCUGAGGGAGUGCUAGUUGUGUCCUCCACGGGAAUGAUCGGUGCAAUUCUGAUUACCCGUGAUAUCACCUCGCCGAUCUGCAUAGCAACCGAGAGUCUCUCCUCAAUUCGUCAGAGAAUCUCCUCAGUCGACCUCUGCUAUGGGAAAAAUGGUCACUUCCUGGUUGCAGUGUCCAGUGGUACAACAGCCGCCCCCAUUCGUUGCUACCGAGUUCUAGUCACCAAAAAAGACGACAAAUGUUCCAUAAAAUCCCUCGCUCUGCCAAGUUUUUUCCUUCAGGAUGGGCAGCUCAGGGAGAACUGCACCGACAUAACACACCUGAAAUUCGUAGUUCGAGAGGAUGCAGAUUCCCUGGUGGUGGCAGCCUCCGGCGAGGGCGAGGGUUUCGUCGACGUGUGGGAACUCAGGGAAAAAACCCAACCGGUUCACAAGCUCUUCCAGCUCAAGUCCUCUGAUCCUUUCAAGACUGUUGUCUGGCAGCAUCAGUCGCAGUACAGAUGUUCUGCAGCUGUCACUGCCAUUGGCACGACUAAAGUCUCCCUAGUGACAACAUUACCACCUCCUAGCUUCGUCAUUGUAACGCUGGCGGACUCUUCGGUGCACUGUCUGAGUCGAGAGGGCCUCAAGGAGAUAAAUUCCUCAUCAUUAUCAAGAGGCUGGGGACACGAGCCUUCCGCUAAAUACUCCAAGAGAUCCGUCACAAUCUCCCACAUCGAUUUAUCAUGGCUGGGUUUUGUCAUGAUGGCUGUGGACACCCAGGGUAAUUUUUACGUCUAUAAAUUACUCCCUGAUGGUGGCACUCAGAUCACGCUCAACUACGCCUGCACGAUGCUGGAGUACUGUCUCGUAACCGGUCUAGAUUGGCUGGAUCUUCUAUUAUGCAUAAGAACAUCGAUGAUCGAGACACUGUGCGAGAGGCUCGAUGCAUCAUACAGCAGACAGAGUCUAGCAACUCAGCAGUAUCAUUAUAUUCAAUUUCUCUGCAUAAAAACCUCUCUGUACAGAAUGCUGGGCAAUGGACAGGGAAGAGCUGCAGAUCUCAGUGCUCUCCUCAUGAUUCACUCGGUUGCAACUGCCUUCAAAGGACUCCUCAGGCCCAGUGAUCUUAUCAGUCAUGAUAAAGGCCCUGCUGAGAGCCUCAGUGCUGCUAUCAAUGAUGUCAAUCUCAAUAUUACUGAUGUUGAUAAAGUAUUGCUUCAUCUUGAUCCCAAGGAGUUCACUGUGGAACCCAGCACUCUGCAGAGUCUUCAUCAGCUCAUCCAGUGGGUGGCUGAUCUCGCUCUCAAUCUACUGGCGAGACUCCCUGAGCAGAGGAUGCAGAUGAAACCUGGGGGGUAUGAACUCCUCAAGGAUCACAAGGCUCUCAAUAUCGUCAGAGAACUUCUCGUUAUCAUCAGGAUUUGGGGACUUCUCAGGCCGACAUGUCUUCCGGCUUUUCAGAGAACUGUCGACAGUGUUGAUGUACUCGCGCUUUUAUUUCGACUGCUCUCGAAGCUGGUGCAGGGAAAGGGCGAUGCAGGACAGCAAAUCGAUGAUGGAGUCAUUGAUGAUUGCUGCCUCUUGCCAAAUCAGAUAAUAAUUCCACAAUUGCAUCAGGCGAAUGGAUUCACAGCAGUGGCAACUCCUAUUCUUCACUGGCAAAAUCUUCCACAACAGUUUGAAUACGGAAUGAGUCCUGAUCAUUUGUUUUUUGUUCCUGAGUUGAAUCCCGUGGAGGGAUGCAUGCACUCAGGUCAAGUAGUCGAUAAAAUAAGGCACGUUUACUUGGGAAAAGAUCCAUCAGUAUUCAAACAAUGCACCAGAUGCGGAGGAAAAGCUCAAAUCCAAAAUAUGACGAGAACAGCAGCGAUAAGAGCCUGGGACCAACGAUGGACACGUACCUGCAGAUGCGGUGGCAUCUGGAGAAUCUCAAAAGCAAUUUCCUGAGAUAUCCCGAGACUC